Molecule: messenger RNA, 1087 nt
Organism: Amphimedon queenslandica
Lineage: Eukaryota; Metazoa; Porifera; Demospongiae; Haplosclerida; Niphatidae
Product: testis-specific serine/threonine-protein kinase 3-like
Exons: 1
Coding region: 40-1029 (329 amino acids)
Biological process (GO): intracellular signal transduction; protein phosphorylation; microtubule cytoskeleton organization
Cellular component (GO): cytoplasm
Molecular function (GO): ATP binding; tau-protein kinase activity
Source: RefSeq, a predicted model, not a curated record
CAAGCAAGUCCUUAUAGCGUCGGGUAUUGACAUCAGAAAAUGGAGGCUGAUAGAGGUACAGCUUCAGAGACUACCAGAGAGUCUCGCGCCUCUCCUCCAGCUGCUCCGCCUGGAGCAGAACCUCUCAAAGAAGAAGCAAGCCCGAGCCAGCAGCCAGCCCCUCCGCCUCCCUCACCAAACGGUGCAGCUAAGUCAGGCUCCUGCCCUACUAAUGGAGAUGCAACCCUAGGACUCUACAAGAAAGGCUACAUUCUUCAGACCACCAUUGGCAAUGGAGCUUAUGCUAAAGUAAAGCUUGCGCACUCCGUCUCUAUGAACAAGAAGGUUGCUAUAAAGAUAGUUGACAAGAAGAAAGCUCCACACGACGUCUUGACAAAGUUUCUACCAAGAGAAAUCGAUGCACUUCAGGCAAUGAGAGGCCAUGAUAACAUCAUAUAUCUUCAUGAGGUAAUACACACCAAUGACAAGAUCUUCAUGGUAAUGGACCUAGCUGACAAUGGAGACCUCCUCGACUACAUAAACUCAAAGAAAAGACUCAGUGAGAGAACCGCCAGAUCAUUCUUCCGUGACAUGGUCUCGGCAAUUACCGCAACUCAUCGGAAAGACAUCGUCCAUAGAGAUAUAAAGUGUGAAAACCUUCUCUUAGAUGCCAACUAUCGUCUCAAAAUAUCCGACUUUGGUUUUGCACGUUCAGUACAAGAAGGUUCACUGCUGGAGACUUACUGUGGAUCAUUUGCUUAUGCAGCUCCGGAAAUAAUAAGAGGAGAACCGUACUCUGGCAAGAAAUCAGACGUGUGGAGUAUGGGAGUUGUCCUGUAUGCCAUGGUCUGUGGUAAGCUCCCGUUCAAAGAUGGCGACUUUAAGAGCUUGCUAAGACAGAUUACAGCAGGUGUUUCAUUUCACAGUGAUGUUAGUGAAACCUGUAGGGAUCUGAUAUUAAAGAUCCUGGUUCUAUCGCCUACUGAGAGACUCUCAACAAGCAGCAUACUCUCACACGCCUGGAUGAGAGCUGAUCCUGAAACUCGAUAACUUUUAACGUUUUCUACUCAAUUUUUUACAUGUUAACAAAUGAUCUUUUAGCUUUAUU